AUGGGGUGGCUCUCUGAUCGCCUGCGCCGUCACAAGCGUUGCCAAGAUGACCACACCUCGGUCGAGGUCGCUGUCCGCCAAGAGGGGGAACUAGCCAUCACGGAACAUUCACAGCCUCAAAGCGAGGAGACGACAAUCAUAGGCCAAACCCUACCGCGUCGACAGGCCCACAGACCACAGAUAGGGGAGGUAACGGUUGGAGAGCAAGCGUCACAAGAACAGGAGCCUGUCGUCCAGAGACCAGCCCCGGGCAGUGAGCAGCAGCGUGAGACGGGCAGCAGCUCUUGCCACGCCAGUUCAUCGGAUCCAUGGUCGGCAGCAUACCAGGAGGCCUUCGGCCAGCUAAGCGAAGAACUCAAUGGGAUGCUGAAAAGUGGCCGAAAUCUGGAGGAGCUCUUCCGGCACCUGAACGAAGCAAAUCAGCUGCACAAGGAUGAAUCGCUUCUCAGGAGAGGCAUGGAGAGAAUCCAGAAGCCCAUCAAGUACUUGGAAAUGAUGGUCAGCCUGACCAGUCCAUUGGCAAGCGUACAUCCUGCCUCUUCCGUUGCCUUUGGCAUUGUUCAGAGUGUGACGACUCUGGCCAUUGGUGUGUGCGGCGUUGAGGAACGACUGAAUCAGCAAAUCACUCGAAUGCUAGAACACAUCAACAUCAUUGAUGGGUGCGAUGCCCUUGACCGGAAAUCCGACGGUGACGUGCCUAUACACAUGGCACUCGUGCUGGUCUACAAGGACCUGUUGCUCUUCUACCAUGAGGUGAUCCAGGUGCUCGCCAAGAAGUCGACGGCGCUCGCGUGGAUGUCAGAACAGCUCAAUGCGCGGAUUCCUCCUGUGGUCGAGGAUUUUCUGCGCCACUCCGACCAGCUUCGUCAGCAUAUUGAUAAUGCGACGGCCGCCAUCAUCCGAAACAUUGAGGAAUGGGUGGUGGAGGAAACAAUCAAGCAAUCGCUGGGAAACCAGAAGAUUAGCCAGUUGGACGCUUUUCACAAGGGACUCAAGCAGAAAAUGGCCCCCAGCGCGUGCAGUUGGGUGGGCGAGGACCCGACAUUUCGCCAGUGGUAUGACAACGCAGCGUCACGGCCGCUCGUCAUACUUGGAGACAUGGGCUGCGGCAAAACCGUCACAAUGUCCUAUCUCAUCGAACACGUCAAACGGCUCAACAAGGUGCAGAUUCCCAGGCCCAUCACUGUAUACCACUACUGCCGGGACGACGAGACUGGGAACGACCUCUACAUCUACUCAAGCCUCCUUCAACAGCUGAUGCAACAUCAGCCCCGUCUGAAAAUCCAAUUCCACCAGUGGUUCAAGGAUUUGCAAGGCGAGGGCGAGCUAUGGCCGACUCAGGAUGUAGAGCUACUGAGUGCCUUCUUCUUUACCUGUGUCGAUACCCUUGAAAGACCCUUGUUUGCCUUGAUUGACGGCCUGGACGAGUGCGAAGAGGGCACGCGUGAGCGGCUUGUCGCACGUCUUAGACACCACUCUGCCGCCAACCCCAAGCUCCGCGUUUGCAUGUCGACCAGAUAUCAGGAAGACGUGCAACGAUCCCUUCAAGGCUCCUUGGAAAUCCGGAUGCACCAUGAUGAGAGCCGUGACGACACCAUCGUCUGCCAUCUUGUCACGACACAGUUGCCCAGAUUGAAGGGGGAGUCCAGGCAUCUCGUCAUCAGCAAGCUCUCCAAGCUCGCAAAGGGCAGUGCCAUCUGGGUCCAAACAGCGGUGAACUUACUCGCCAAGAAAAAAGUCACACAACUAGAUGAGCUUGGGAUCUUCCUCCGGCAUGAGCUACCAGAGUCCGAGCUAUCAGACUUGUACGCCAAGUUAUUCUCCCAGGUCACCGAAAAUGAUGAAGAUAACAUGGGCAUUCUAACUUUUGCCCUCGAGGCCCUGGCGCUUGCGGAGCGACCACUGAGCAUUUCCGAGCUGAGCUGGGCUGUCGCCCAACGACGGUUCGAGAACCAAGUCGCCUCUGUGCAAGAUUACGAAAGGCGCAUCGACACAGAAAGAGCCCUGGAAUUAUGUAUCCCUUUCGUCGCCGGCAUAGACUAUGAAACACGUUCCGCCCGUCAAAUCCGACUGAUGCAUCAGUCUGUCAGGGAAAUGGUCCUUCAGGCGGCGCCAUCGCAGUGGGCGCAUCUCCGUGCGUCCAGUGCAGGGCAAGGCGCGGUCCAUGUUCGAUCUUGCCAACGUCUUCAUGACCGCCAGCAGCGUCAACUGGAGCUCCACGGCCAGGCUGUUCGAGCCUGCGUGCGAUAUUGUCUCAUGGCUGAUCUAGAAAACCUGACGUUGUUCACGGAGGAGGAGUGUCAAACACAGGCCCUCGACGAGAUGCCAGGCGCGUGUGUCUUCGAGGAUGAGCAUGAGAUGGAUGGUGAUCCGGUCCAGGGUGGUGCAUCGGGCCCUGACGCCGAGGAGCACUUUUUCAACCCCAGUGAUCGCGGGUUUGGGGAAUUAUUCACCUACUCCUCUUGCUACUGGCUGCAUCACCUUCGAAGAGCUGGAGAUCAACAUGGACUUGCGCUGGCCGACAUACUAGCCCUGACAGCUCGAGAAGCGAGGAGGGCGCAGAACUGGUGGGAUCAAUUCUACCGUCCCGAUUGCUCGCUGAGGCCCGACGAAUCACAGAGCCGGCCAGAGACUCUCGAGACACUUCCCAUCGUCUUCUUGUACGGAUCGGACACACUUGCCUUGGAGAUGCUGGACUUUGUUACCAAGGAAACAGAUGCGCAUUCGAUGGCGACGCAGACAAGAAAUGCUGUAAAAGAUCUUCUCCGGUCCAUGGAUCUGCGUCGUCUCCCCCUGCUGCUCCGCUACAGCCCAGACCAAAAUCUUCAGAUGACCAUGGAUCUGUUCAGCGAGGUCAUGCGACACUGGGCUCGGAUGCAUCGCGGCUUGAGCGCCGAAGCGCAAAAGGACUUUGAGACAGUAUUCGACCACAUUGCCGGUGCUUUCGAGCUCAUGGUACAGCAGCAGUGGGGCAACCAGAUGCUCUGCUCGGCGGCUUCGUAUGGGUGCCUCCCGAUGAUGGAGAGGUUGUUUGCCGCGGCACGUUCGAACCCGGCGCUAGGGGCAGAGAUGCUUCGCGCACCACAUCGCGACGCGGCGAGCCGGUUCAAGACAGCUUUCCAUCAUCAGUCCAUUGGCGAUGCGGCUUGGAAUGGUCGUACCGCCGCGGUUGCGUUCCUCCUCGAACAGGAAGGGAUUGAUGCUCAUCUUCGUUACGUGGACGUCGUGGGCAACAACGUGUUCCACAAAGCUGCGCGCUGCGGGGACGUGGAGAUGUUCAGGCUCCUUGCGUCGCGGUUCCCCGAGGGUGUGAACCACAGAAAUAAAGACGAUGACAUGCCUAUUCAGGUGCUUGUUUUCGAGCGGUCGAAGCAUCGUGUGGUCAAAUUCUUGCUCGAAGAGGCACACGCAGAUGUCCGGUGCGGCAUUACCGCACCAGACGGCCACUGGAAAGAGCCUCUCCGCAUGGCCACGCGCUACGGUGACUUGGACAUGUGCCGUAUCCUCGUGCGCAGCGGUGGUGCCGACCCUAUGAGCGUUUUCGAGCGGCAGGGUGAUACGCUGGCGUUCAAGGACCCGAUUGAAGAUAUGGAAGUCGCUGCGCAGCUUCGGCAGUGUCUUUUGUCAUAA
Messenger RNA from Emericellopsis atlantica, 3630 nucleotides. Its product is annotated as wd-repeat protein. The transcript is spliced from 4 exons. The record is from RefSeq and is a predicted model, not a curated record. The coding region runs from base 1 to 3630 and encodes 1209 amino acids. Lineage: Eukaryota; Fungi; Ascomycota; Sordariomycetes; Hypocreales; Bionectriaceae. Gene Ontology annotation, molecular function: protein binding.